AGUACAAUAGUUGUAUUUGCGGUAGAAUUCACAUUUUUUUGCCGUAACCACACACAAUGUCGUCUCUUCAAAAAUAUUAGCUAUUUUCUAAAUGAAAGAUAAACUAAUUUUUCAGAUAUUCGUAAGCGGGAAUAUUCCUUAAGGUCCAGUUUUCCUGCAAAUCGUUACCUACUUUCACCCUUCCUAACAGAACACGGCAGCUCGGUAAGGUUCGCUGGACAGCCAUAGCCGUAGACACGUGACCGCAACGCAAGCCUUGGGCGAGUCUACAUUAUAACUAGACCUACGACGCUUUCCUUCCUGCUUGUCUCUUCAACUCCAGCGGUCGUAGAGUGAAGACGUGUGAGAGAAUCAGAGAUUAGAGAUGGCUGAAAAUCAGGAGUAUGAGAUGGGAAAUGGAGAGUAUCAGCAGGACGGUGGUGAACAGAAAUUCCAGUCUGACGAACAGCAGCAACAGCAACAAGUUAAUGGUGAAGGCGAAGGAACAAAUGAGGCUGGCGGAGGUGGUGGUGAUGCGCCAGCAGACAGCGGUAGCGCGGAAGCACCAGGAAGAGACGAUGACAGGAAAUUGUUUGUUGGUGGCCUCAGUUGGGAAACAACUGACAAGGAACUUAGGGAACACUUCCAAACAUAUGGUGAGAUUGAGAGUAUUAAUGUAAAGACUGACCCAAGCACUGGUAGGUCAAGAGGGUUUGCCUUCAUUGUUUUCUCACAGGCAGAAUCAAUUGACAAGGUAUUGAGUGCAGGGGACCACAUAAUAAAUAACAAGAAAGUUGACCCAAAAAAAGCAAAGGCCAGGCAUGGGAAGAUUUUUGUUGGUGGCCUGGUUCCAGAGCUGUCAGAUGAUGACAUAAAGAACUACUUUGCACAAUAUGGAACAAUAGUAGAGGUAGAGAUGCCAUUUGACAAGACAAAGAACCAGCGAAAAGGUUUCUGCUUUAUCACUUUUGAAUCUGAACAAGUUGUACAAGAAUUGUUAAAAUCUCCUAAGCAGAGCAUAAAUGGGAAAGAGGUGGAUGUUAAAAAAGCAACGCCAAAACCAGAUGGCAUGGGUGGAGUCCGUGGCGGUAGAGGCGGAAGAGGUGGCCGUGGAAGAGGCAGAGGAGGUUAUGGUAGUCAAGGCUGGGGUAACCAGGGAGGUUAUGGAGGUUACGGUGGAUAUGACCAAGGAGGCUAUGGAGGAUAUGGCGGGUAUGAUUAUUAUGGAAGUGGAUACGGAAAUUAUGGUGGAUAUGGAGGAUAUGAUUACACACCUUAUUCUGGCUAUGGAAACUAUGCAGCAGAUUAGUCCUGUAUGUGGUCUCAUCUUCAUUUUACAUCAUUCCAUGAGAAGCUCUGCAGCAGUGCAGUGAAAGCAUGUGUGAAAGUGAAUGGACUUGUGUGUAUAAGUGCAGUUUUUUAAUAAAAGAACACCAGAUGUGUUAAUGUAUUUAAUUUGAACUUUGUACGAAACAUUUCAUAACAAUAGCCCUUGUAUUGUCAGUGUUGUCACCAUUUAGAAUUGGACAAGUUUUAAUUCAUUAUGUGGAAGAUUUUUUAUGUUACCUGUCAUUCGAUGGGUCUAAUUCUUUUUGAGUAUGGACAGCAACUGUCUGAAUAAAGAAAAUUUAUGUACAAAAGUUAA
Schistocerca gregaria is the source of this 1624-nucleotide messenger RNA. RefSeq names its product RNA-binding protein squid (gene sqd). Gene Ontology annotation, molecular function: RNA binding. Bases 365 to 1288 code for a protein of 307 amino acids. The transcript is spliced from 9 exons. Lineage: Eukaryota; Metazoa; Arthropoda; Insecta; Orthoptera; Acrididae. Gene Ontology annotation, biological process: regulation of gene expression. Gene Ontology annotation, cellular component: nucleoplasm; cytoplasm. The record is from RefSeq and is a predicted model, not a curated record.